Exserohilum turcica Et28A is the source of this 631-nucleotide messenger RNA. RefSeq lists its product as uncharacterized. Gene Ontology annotation, molecular function: structural constituent of ribosome. Gene Ontology annotation, cellular component: cytosolic large ribosomal subunit; ribosome. Gene Ontology annotation, biological process: cytoplasmic translational elongation; translation. The transcript is spliced from 3 exons. The coding region runs from base 99 to 440 and encodes 113 amino acids. The record is from RefSeq and is a predicted model, not a curated record. NCBI's taxonomy places the organism in Eukaryota, Fungi, Ascomycota, Dothideomycetes, Pleosporales, Pleosporaceae.
AACCACACGAGAACUUGAAGUCUCAGUCUCCGGCCACAAGCGGUUAAAUCGAUUGAACUCCUGUUCCUAGCCACCGAAACCACCAACUCGCCAUCACAAUGAAGCACCUCGCAGCCUACCUCCUCCUCGGUCUUGGUGGAAACACCUCGCCUUCUGCCGACGACGUCAAGGCCGUCCUCAGCGCCGUUGGUAUCGAGGCCGACGACGAGCGCCUGAACAAGCUCAUCUCCGAGCUUGAGGGCAAGGACAUCAACGAGCUCAUCGCCUCCGGAUCCGAGAAGCUCGCUUCCGUUCCCUCUGGUGGCUCUGGUGGCGGUGCCGCCGCCGGUGGUGCCGCCCCUGCUGCCGCUGGUGGUGCCGCUGAGGCUGAGGCCCCCGCCGCUAAGGAGGAGGAGAAGGAGGAGUCCGACGAGGACAUGGGUUUCGGUCUCUUCGACUAAGCGCCUCGCCAAACCAUCUCUCUUUACGAUGUAUGAUACAGCAAAUCUCUCGAAAACCACGGGAAUCAUGCGCCACGAGUCGGAGCAUUUGGGGCGUGUCGAGCGCACAAUGGAUGGGAUAUGGAGAAAGGUUUUGCGGCAAUGCUACCAUAGCUGCCUGCUGAGAUACCCACAAUGAAGCCAUGCACCCU